GCCACAGCAGCGGACGUACCAGUGUGACGCAGGCAGGCUCCAUACACACUCCGGUAGCACAACAAUACAAGCUCUCGCCGCUCCCCCUCUUUACGCCUCGCUCUCGGUAUGGCGGAUGGCGAGCGGUCCCCGUUGCUCUCGGAUCUCGGUAAUGGAGCUCUCGGCAGUGGUAACGGCGGGGUGUCUCCCGGAGCAGCUCCACACGGUGCUCCGAACAAACCGCAGAGCUUUCCUCCGUUUCCAAGCUUGACUCAGCCCCCUCUGUUGAUGGGCGAGAACCCUCCACCAUAUUCCCCCCUGACGUCUCCAGAGAGUGGCAGUGCCCCAGUCAUCAGCUGUAGGGUGUGCCAGUCGCUCAUCAGCGUUGAGGGCAAAAUUCACCAACAUGUGGUCAAGUGCGGAGUCUGCAAUGAAGCUACACCCAUAAAGAAUGCCCCUGCAGGGAAGAAAUAUGUGCGGUGUCCUUGUAACUGUCUUCUCAUCUGCAAGGUCACAUCCCAAAGGAUCGCCUGCCCUCGGCCUUAUUGUAAGAGGAUCAUAAAUUUGGGGCCAGUCCAUCCGGGUCCAGCCAGUCCAGAACCACAACCUGCUGGAGCUAGAGUUUCCUGCGGACACUGCAGCAACACUUUCCUGUGGACCGAAUUUACUGACAGGACACUGGCUCGAUGCCCCCAUUGCAGAAAAGUAUCUUCGAUUGGACAGAGAUAUCCGAGGAGGCGGAGUCUUUGGUGUUACCUGCUGUGCUUGCUAUUUAGCAUCUCAGCCGCUGGUCUGAUUGCAGGGACGUGGUCCCAGGCACGUGUGUACAGGGGUAUUUAUGCCUCCUGGGCGGCAGUGUUGUUGCUGGUGGUGUUAACGCUGGCCAGGGCACUUUACUGGAGCUGCAUGAGGGUCAGCCAACCUCUCCACAACCUCACAUAGUGAGAGAGAGACACGGCAAGAGGGGGGCUGAGAUUAGGGGUGGUGGGAAAAAAUAAAGUCCACAGGAAAAGAGCUAUAGAGAAUCAUGGUUAACUCUUAAAGCUUGAUUGUGAAGGCUGUAAUGAAGGGUCAAAGUAAAAUCCAGGCUUGAGAAGCAUGUGAAAAAAAGCUAUUCUGGCAAAGAAGAUUAGUGUUUUAAACUUAUUUUUAUUCGGAAGCUUUCUUUGGAUGUGUUUUCAUCCGUGAAUAUGGACUGACUUGUUACUCAUGGUUACAUGCAUACAUGUAGUUAUGAUUCCUAAUGCUCUUUCGGUUCUAACCAUUUACACACAUACAGGUGUGAAUACGUCACAUACUCUCAAACCCACAGAACUCUCUAUGUACAUCUUAAAUUAACUACACUACAAUACACAAAAGACACCAAUUCAACAACAUUCAAACCUUCAACACAACAUUAGCUGCCUCUCUAGUGUCCAAAUAAGCUCAGAAGCCUUACAAAGAGAGGAAGUACAGGGUGAUCUCCACUAGAGGGUGUUCCAAAACAACACACACCUGUAUGUUCCGUCACAUUACCUGUUUCUCUGUACAAACACCGCUAAUCCAAAUCCGUUUGGAUGAGAAUAUGCUUAACAAAUGCGCAUAACCAUUGUGUAACUUAUUUUUCAUAAACGCUAAAAGUGUAAAUGCGCUCCAACACACUCUUUCUCCCUCUUUUUCUUUAGUUGUGAAUGUCAAAAACAGUAUUUUUUUUAUAAUUGUGAAUUUUGUUUGUAAAUAUUUGUUGUUUAUUUCGUGAAUGACUGAACAGUUGCACUGUAGCUCUAACACGCUGUGAUUCCUUUUUUAUGUUUUUAUUUAAUUUGCAAAAUCACUACUGAAAAACCACUACUGAUAAUGUUUUGACUGGAAUGAAUAUCGAGAUAACAGCCACACGCGCCUUUGGAAAACAACAAAAAAAAGUUAUGUCUUUGUUCUGAUGAAGGUCAGCCGUGUUUCAUGGACUUUAUCAAAAGGGUCAUUUACAACCUUUCUUCUCAUGUUCAUGAGAAGUUAAUCGUCAUUUUCAGGUACUGUAAGUUUGAUUAAG
Messenger RNA from Sinocyclocheilus anshuiensis, 2008 nucleotides. RefSeq names its product type I phosphatidylinositol 4,5-bisphosphate 4-phosphatase-A-like. Gene Ontology annotation, cellular component: phagocytic vesicle membrane; plasma membrane; lysosomal membrane. NCBI's taxonomy places the organism in Eukaryota, Metazoa, Chordata, Actinopteri, Cypriniformes, Cyprinidae. Gene Ontology annotation, molecular function: phosphatidylinositol-4,5-bisphosphate 4-phosphatase activity. The transcript has 7 exons. Gene Ontology annotation, biological process: phosphatidylinositol dephosphorylation. The record is from RefSeq and is a predicted model, not a curated record. The coding region runs from base 109 to 921 and encodes 270 amino acids.